Messenger RNA from Austrofundulus limnaeus, 1003 nucleotides. RefSeq lists its product as uncharacterized. NCBI's taxonomy places the organism in Eukaryota, Metazoa, Chordata, Actinopteri, Cyprinodontiformes, Rivulidae. The record is from RefSeq and is a predicted model, not a curated record.
GAUAAAAGAGAAAUGUAUAUCCUGGGGACCCGAGUGGCUUGUUGAAAACCUGCCUAAACCAGGACACAGUAAUGCCAUCAGACUACUGGAGGAUGAUAGAAGUGAAACGUUCAUCUGGUCCACCUACAGUGAUCCUCCACUCUCUCCAAUCCUCGUGGUCUCCUCAGAGGACAGGGAUCAGGUGUACCCCUUCAUCCACGUUGAAGAGUCCCAGACUGGAUCAGGACAAGCCAUGGCAGAAACCCCUUCAUCAGAGCCAGAUACCAGAACGAUGCUGCUGGAAUAUGCCAGCUACAGACCUCAGAUCGCUACUUUGGUUCUGUUGGAGGAGGAAGUGAACAAUGCAGAGGAAGAUCUGACGAGCGCUACAGCAAAUGCAGAGAGAGACGAACAUUCAGAUGAAUUGGAGGAAUUACUUGGGGAUAUGGAUUAUUCUGACUUGUCCCAGGAGCUAACACUCAACUCUAUUGAUGGACUUUUAUGGUCCAAGAGUUCAGAAACAGUUGUCUUGAAUAAAGUCUUUUUUCAAGAGAGGAGCGCCAUUAAGGACGACAAAGAACCAAUUGUUGUCUCUCUGGACCUGCAGCAGGACUGUGACAGAACUCUGGACACAGCACAUCCCUGCUUGUCUCAGUGUAAAACAACACAGAAUGAUGGUUAUUUCCCCCAGGUGGCUUGUCUCAGCACGGCUAUGAGCAAUACAGAGAGGUAGUAAAAUUAAAAAGGAACAAAAAGGAUAGUACUGAACGUUUCAAAAAAGCAUUAUGUAAGCAUGACAUUCAAUCUGACUUUAUAUUAAUGAAUAGCACAUCUGUCUGUCUUUGCUUUCUUCAAAUAUCAUGCUCAUAGAUAAAUACCUGUAUGUGAGGGCUUAAAGUGUGACAGCAUGAGCCCAGGGACCAUAUUUAUCAAACUUCUCAGAAAAACUCMUGAAGACUGCUGUUAAGAAUGCACUUACCGUAUUUAUUCAAGUAUAAUACGUAAAAUUAAAUACAUAAAAUCA